UAUUUUGCUUCUUGUGUGUGUGUGUGUGUGUGUGUGUGUGUUGUGAGUUGCGGUUGCAAGUCAAAGUCAAAGUGGCAAGAUGACUCUGGAUUGGAUUCUGAUUGCUGAAGUCUAGCUACUCGUUUUCAUUUUAAGUGUUUUCGAAAUUUCGUCUGCCUUUAUUAACAUGCAAAGCUUUCAACUACAUUAAUUAGGAUAGGCAUAUUCAUUCCAAUUCAGGGUUUGGAUUCUCGAAACAAGAGCAUUCAAUUUUGUCUACUUAUGUGAGCAUUUUUCGAUAUAAAUUGUACCUGAAGGCUGAAGAGUGCUUACUAUUGAUAUAGGUUCAUAAAAGUGUGCAUUUUCUUCCUUACAAGGAGCAACCUAUUUAAAAAGGCGGCCAUGUCGGCCCGCUGGGUGGCAGUGUGCCGUGCCGGGGCGGCCGGCCGCGGCCUGCUGCUGUACCCGGCCGUGCGCCGGCGGCGGCCCGCUGACCUGGUGCUCCUGCUGGCGCCCACCAGCUCCGGCUACCGGCCGCUGCACCUGGGCCGACCGCGGCUCGACAAGGAGCUGCACCGGCCCUCCUCCAAGGUGGAGGAGUCGGUCGAGUCGCUGCGCAGCCAGCUGAAGGACUCGUCCGAGCCGCCGCCGGGACCCCCUCCGCCGCGCGAACCGCCGUCCCAGGAGCGCGUGCCGUCCGUGAUCGUACAGGAGCCCAUCGCCGAGAAACGGCUGGCCGUGGAGCCCAAAGAGCCGCCGCGCAGGACGCUCUGGAUCCGGUUCGUCGACGAGGUGAAGCACUACUACCACGGCUUCAAGCUGCUCUUCAUCAAUAUAAACAUCUCAAGAAGGCUCAUUUGGCGGGUACUGAACGGAGAAAGCUUGUCCCGACGAGAAAAUCGACAGCUGGUGCGCACUGUCGGCGAUCUCUUCCGGGUGCUGCCCUUCUCCGUGUUCAUCAUCAUCCCGUUCAUGGAGCUGCUGCUGCCCGUCUUCAUCAAGCUGUUCCCCAACAUGCUGCCGUCCACCUUCCAGACAGCCAACGCCGAGGACGCCAAGAUGAAGCAGGUGCUGAAGGUGAAGCUGGAGACGGCCAAGUUCCUUCAGAAGACGCUGGACUCGAUGGCGCUGAAGGGCAAGGGUCACUACUCCGACUCGGCCAGAGAGUUCGCAGACUUCUUCAAAGAGAUCCGGACGUCGGGCGAGCAGGCCUCCAACGAACAGAUCCUCAAGUUCUCGAAGCUGUUUGAGGACGAGGUGACUCUCGACUCUCUGGACCGGCCGCAGCUGGCGGCUCUCUGUCGGGUGCUGGAGGUGCCGCCGUUCGGCACCAACAACUUCCUCCGCUUCCUCAUACAGAUGAAACUGCGAGGACUGAAGGCCGACGACCGGAUUAUCCAGCGGGAGUCGGUCGACACGCUGACCGUAGAGGAGCUGCAGGCGGCCUGUCGCGCCCGCGGUAUGCGCGCUUACGGAGUCUCCGAGCAGCGGCUGCGCUCUCAGCUCUCCCAGUGGCUCGACCUCAGCCUCAACGAGAAGGUGCCGCCGUCGCUACUGCUCCUCUCCCGAGCGCUGUACCUGCCGGAGAACCUGCCUACCAGUGACCAGCUGAAGGUCACCAUCUCCAGACUGCCGGACGCCGUGGGUACGGCGACCCGCGCCGCCAUCGGCGACAGGGAGGGUCGCGUCGACUUCAAGACGCGCGUCGACGUCGUUAAGGACGAGGAGCGCAAGAUCCUGGAGGAGCGCGCCGAGGCGCGCGCGCUGGCCGAGGCAGCCGCGCAGGAGCGGCUCCAGGCCGAGCAGGCGGCGCAGGAGCGUCUGCAGGCGGAGGCCGCGGCGGCGGCGGCGGCGGAUACGGCCGAGCCGGUGCGGGACGCGCCCUCCACCACGCUGGUGGACCGCGCCGCGCCGCUGCCAGACAGCGCGCCGGCGGAGAGCGAGCUCACCUCCAAGGACGUCUCCGAGCUGGAGGGCGCGCUGGAGACCCUGGCAGCCACCCGGCGACGGCCGCUGCUCGAACAGGAGGAGCUCGAGGACAUCAAGGAGGAGAUGGCAGACUACCAGGAGGACCUGCAAGAUCUGCGCGAUAUCAUGCACAAGGCUGGCAAGGACAUGACGGACCUGAAGGAGACACGUGCCGCGCGCGGCCUCCAGUACAGCGUCAACCGCAUGAUCCGCUCACUAGACAAGAUGGUCGACAAGCUGCAGGCCAAGGAGAAGAAACUGCAGGUGGCGCAGGCCAAUAGCUUCGACGCCAAGCGCAGUGACGAAGAGGUGGGCAUUCAGGAGCUAAUCCAGACUCUACAGCACAUCCAGUCAGUGCCCGACAAGACCAAGCUGAACACGAUGGCGCACGUGCUCUCCAAGAUGGAUGACAAUCAGGACGGCUCGAUACGCGUCGAGGAUGUGUAUGAUGUGCUCGAGCUAAUGGGACAAGAGAACCUGAAGCUGAGCAGCAAACAGAUGGAGGAGAUUAUCGAACUGCUCGAUCGAGAGAAGGUGCUCGACCUCGAGCGCCGAAUCGAGAAGGCGCUGCAGAAGGAGGCGGAGGACAUUGCCGCUGCCGCUGCUGCCGAGGCUGCCGCCGCGCUCGAGAAAGAGAAACAGGAAGAGCAGAAGCAAUAGCGCUGUGCUGGGAGCAUCUAGGACGAAUGGGGACGGGACGGGAGGGAGGGUAGGAGUCAAUGAGAUUGUAUGCGGGGAUAGAAAAGCGGCAUUUGUCGCUAACGAGUAGCGCACAUUGUUGAAUCCGUACUUGGAGAGAUAUGAAUUGUUUAGUGGAUGGUUGGCUACCAUUUUGGGUUCAAAUGUGUUGAUACAUGCCGACUUUUUGGACCCGGUAUUGCCUGAAUCGGCCUGUCUCGGCUGUGUUGGUCUGGCCAUGCUACUGUUUGCCUGUGAGGGCACCGGUGGGGUUGCGGGCUGCGGACGAUCCUGCCAGCCGCGCGUGCAAUGGUCUCGUCGGGCGGCUGGUCCGACCGUCGUACUGGGGUUGCUGGGGAAGAGGGAAUGGAGCGAUUGAGAUGCUGAGACUCCAUACGGCGGGGGUGGGCGGCGAAGGCCGACCCGGUUGUUACGUGGUUCUGGUACCGAACGUCAAGUGAUGAAUGCGCGAUGAGAACUUGUUGCAGCGCCGCGGAGGCAUCUAGAUAGCUCGGCGAAUUAGGAAAGCCGGAGUCGCCUUCGCUGGUAGGGGCCUGUAGUCGUGCGCGUCCGCUAAGUUAUGUUUAUUUAACCGUCUUGUCUACCGCAGUGCUGAUUAUGUGCGCCAGUUUGAGUUGAAGGGCGUGCGGGCGUGGCCGGGCGGCGCUCCGCACCACGGCAUCAGAUGAGGGUAUUGCACCUACCUCGUGACCGCCGGCGGGACGUCAAUACCGGCCUCCCAGACCAUGGCUCCGGCCGCGGCAGUGAUUCCACCCCGGCCCUGCGAACCGCGGCCGACCCGCCGCUAGAAACUCCUCCGCCUUUGGUACGCUUGUUCACGUUUGUCGCCAAAGUCCGAGAGUUUCCUUGUUGCUGUGUAUGUCGCCGAGGCUCUGGUGAAUCGGUAGCCUUCUUCGGUGGCCGACCGCCGCCGUUCGCGGCGCUAACUCGUCGACCCAUGUCUCGCAGACUGACUGGAUACCAGGGAAAAUACAAAGACUGCGAGAUAAACAGCA
This is a messenger RNA of Amphibalanus amphitrite, 3641 nucleotides long. RefSeq names its product mitochondrial proton/calcium exchanger protein-like. Gene Ontology annotation, molecular function: ribosome binding; calcium ion binding. The record is from RefSeq and is a predicted model, not a curated record. The coding region runs from base 382 to 2607 and encodes 741 amino acids. Lineage: Eukaryota; Metazoa; Arthropoda; Thecostraca; Balanomorpha; Balanidae. The transcript is spliced from 11 exons. Gene Ontology annotation, cellular component: mitochondrial inner membrane. Gene Ontology annotation, biological process: intracellular monoatomic cation homeostasis.